GGCCGCAGGCGGAGGCGGGGCGGCGACCGCAGCGCGGGCUGAGCGGGCGACUGCGGCAGGACAGGGCGCACACUGGCUCUGUUCUGAGACUCACCUUGCUGGUCGUUCCCUCCUUUCAGUGGUCCUGCCAACAGCCCCUCACCCCACCGUCCGCGAGCCUCCCGAGAGCUGCCCCUUCAUCCUCCUGGAGCUCGGUCUUUGUCGCCGGAGUCGCUGUGCAAGGAUCACGCAGCAGGUGUAGCGGGUCGCCGCGCAGGCCGAGCGGGUCCUGCCUCCGUGGAGAGAAUGGCGGCCGCACGAGCUGGAGCAGGGGAACUUGGAAAUCACAAAGACUGCCUCGUCCAACUUUCAAAUCCAAAUGUAGCAACAAUGAAAGAAGAUAUCCUCUAUCAUUUCAAUCUCAGCACUGGCACACAUGAUUUCCCAGCUAUGUUUGGAGAUGUGAAGUUUGUGUGUGUUGGCGGAAGCCCUUCCCGGAUGAAAACCUUCAUCAAGUACAUUGGCGCAGAGCUGGGCCUUGAUCGCCCGGGCGUAGACUAUCCCAACAUCUGUGUAGGGACCGACCGCUAUGCCAUGUAUAAAGUGGGACCGGUGCUGUCUAUCAGUCAUGGUAUGGGCAUUCCUUCCAUCUCCAUCAUGUUACACGAGCUCAUCAAGCUGCUGUACCAUUCCAGGUGCUCCAACGUCACUGUCAUCCGCAUUGGCACUUCCGGGGGCAUAGGCCUGGAGCCGGGCUCUGUGGUCAUAACCCGGCAGGCGCUGGAUGCCUGCUUCAAGCCAGAGUUUGAGCAGAUUGUCCUGGGCAAGCGGAUCGUCCGGAGCACAGACCUGGAUGAGCAGCUGGUGCUGGAGCUGAUGCGGUGUUCUGUGGAGCUCAGCGAGUUUCCCACGGUGGUGGGAAACACCAUGUGCACCUUGGACUUCUAUGAAGGGCAAGCCCGACUGGACGGUGCUCUCUGCUCCUACACAGAGGAGGACAAGCAGGCAUAUCUGCAGGCGGCCUACGCUGCCGGCAUCCGUAACAUCGAGAUGGAGUCCUUGGCGUUUGCGGCCAUGUGCAGGGCCUGUGGCCUCCCAGCCGCCGUGGUGUGUGUCGCCUACUUGGACCGCUUGGAAGGGGACCAGAUCAGCAGUCCUCACGAGGUGCUGGCCGAGUACGAGCAGAGGCCGCAGCGGCUGGUGGCCUACUUCAUCAAGAAGAGGCUCGGCAAGGCCCACGUCUCAUCCUGAGCUUCCCAGGACAAGCUGCUGUGAUUACUUGCCAAUAAAAUCAUUGUCCAGAA
Molecule: messenger RNA, 1283 nt
Organism: Lemur catta (Ring-tailed lemur)
Lineage: Eukaryota; Metazoa; Chordata; Mammalia; Primates; Lemuridae
Gene: UPP1
Product: uridine phosphorylase 1
Exons: 8
Coding region: 286-1230 (314 amino acids)
Biological process (GO): nucleotide catabolic process; uridine catabolic process
Cellular component (GO): cytoplasm; cytosol
Molecular function (GO): uridine phosphorylase activity
Source: RefSeq, a predicted model, not a curated record